CAGCUCUAGACUAUGAAUGGUGAGCCUCCACUCUUCUAACAUACAGGCAAUAAAAGCAAAAUUACAGGGAAAGAUUUCAAACCAUGGAGCUGAAAUGCACAUCCGGUCCUAAUGGAAGAACCAUGGAAGAAUAUAAAUAUUCUAAUGCAGAUUUUAAAAUACCGGGCAUCACUUGGCAGAAAAGAAGAGAAUAUGCAGACAAUCAAGACUUCCUUUCUGCCUUUGAUAAAGCCCUGAGAUGUAAAUGGGCAGAGAAAAUGGAGCAGGGGCUCUUCCGCUACCCGCUGUGGAGCUUGCAGACAAGGAUCUUGCCAGGGAGAGUGAAAUAUGUCGCACAGCUGAACAUCAAGAGAGGUAUAGAGAGGAGAAAACCUCAGGACAUUAGGAGUAUCCAAGAGAAAUUCAAUCCCAGCCAAUUCAAUUUUAGUAAAAUUAGGUCGGAGGAAACUUUGUUUGAAAUGGUUAGAUCACCUCCAGGAAAGGCUGCUGAAAAUGAAGAUGCAUGUCUACAGAAUAAUCAUGUAGUCCCGGAUAGGUUUGUAGACUCCAGGUUGAAGAAAGGUUGGCAUAGCCGAACUCUUGUUGUGAUUAAUGUCAGCCCUCUGGAAUUUGGACACGUUUUAUUUAUUCCAGAACCAACUCUUUGUCUAAAUCAGAUCCUGAUUCCAGAUCUAGCUCUUUUUGGGAUGGAGUCCAUACUUCUUAGCGGCCACCCUGGCUUCCGAGUUGGCUUUAACAGCCUGGGUGGAUUUGCCUCAGUGAACCAUUUGCACUUACAUGGGUUUUAUCUGGAUGAAGAGCUUCUGAUAGAAUCAGCAUCCUGCAAGCCUUUGUGUCCCAAAACUAACUUCUACCUCCUGACUGACUUCCCUGCUCCUGGGUUCUUGUUUUACACAGAUGGGGAAGACUUGGUAUCUCUAUCUCAGAGAGUGUGCAGAGUUACAGACUAUCUUGUAGAUAGAAAUAUUGCACAUAACAUCUUUUUAACCAGGGGUUGUGACCCAGGGAAUACAGGCUGUCCUGAGUCCAGAGAAGGGAUCCGUGUGGUGAUCUGGGCAAGAAAGUCGUGUUUUGGCUCCAAAGAGGAAUCGGCAUUUAAUGUUGCACUUUGUGAACUUGCAGGCCACCUACCAUUCAAGAAUCAAGAAGACUUUAUUAAUAUGUCAGAGGAGUCUGUUAUUGCCAUCAUUAAGGAGUACCUCUUCUCAGAUGAGGAGUUCAGGAUUUUAUGUAUGGAGUUAGCUGAACAUUUAACAUCCUGAACUUAUG
This is a messenger RNA of Nanorana parkeri, 1269 nucleotides long. It is a transcript of the gene GDPGP1, whose product is annotated as GDP-D-glucose phosphorylase 1. Bases 84 to 1262 code for a protein of 392 amino acids. Gene Ontology annotation, molecular function: GDP-D-glucose phosphorylase activity. The transcript is spliced from 2 exons. Gene Ontology annotation, cellular component: cytoplasm. The record is from RefSeq and is a predicted model, not a curated record. Gene Ontology annotation, biological process: glucose metabolic process. NCBI's taxonomy places the organism in Eukaryota, Metazoa, Chordata, Amphibia, Anura, Dicroglossidae.